AUGGAUAGACAAAGUCAAAGAUAUAAUCUUUUGGAUGAAAUCGACACUGAAAAAGACGAUUGGAAUAUUAGAGUUAGAGUCACAAGAAUGUGGGAAGUUCUUGACAUUAAAACAAAUAAUGAGCUUAUGAGUGUUGAUUUGGUGCUUCUUGAUGAGAAGAUAAUCUUAUUCAUGCAAGUAUUAGAAAGUCAUUUGUUAAUCAUUUUAGAGAUAUACAAGAAGUUGUUAGAAACAAAUGAUGAACUUAUUGCAAAACAAAAAUUUGAAUUGGUUCCAUUUGAUGAGCUGAAGUAUCUUGCUGACAAAAACACAACUCUAACAGAUGUAAUAGGAGAAAUCGUAGGAAUUUCUCCCAUGGAAAAGAUAGAGGUGCGUGGGAAAAAAUUGAACAAAAGGCUAAUUGAACUUCAAGAUAACAGGAGGGAAAAAAUUAGAAUCACAUUUUGGGAUAAAUUUGUAGAGGCAAUUAAUGAAGAUAUAUGUUUUGCUAAUUCUGUUCGGCCUAUUAUAAUUAUCACAUCAACCACUGUUAAGACUUAUAUGAGGAAAUUAUCAUUGUCUUCUACAAACUCUUCAAAGUUGUAUGUGAAUUUAGAUAUUCCAGAGGUCAUAGAGUUAAGAAAAAGUCUUGAAGAAACUGAAUUCAGCCUUGAUGAGAAAGAGAAGAAGAUUGAGUCAUUGCAACUAUCACGUUCAAUCCUUGACCCUAAUGAGAUUUCUAAGAUGAAAAGAACGCUAUUGGAAAUUUUGACCUUUAUAAAGACUGAAAAAGAACAGAGAGUAAGCAAUGGUAAUUAA
Messenger RNA from Quercus robur (English oak), 798 nucleotides. RefSeq lists its product as uncharacterized. The coding region runs from base 1 to 798 and encodes 265 amino acids. The record is from RefSeq and is a predicted model, not a curated record. Gene Ontology annotation, cellular component: nucleus. The transcript has 8 exons. Gene Ontology annotation, biological process: DNA repair; DNA recombination; DNA replication. NCBI's taxonomy places the organism in Eukaryota, Viridiplantae, Streptophyta, Magnoliopsida, Fagales, Fagaceae. Gene Ontology annotation, molecular function: DNA binding.